Molecule: messenger RNA, 699 nt
Organism: Cetraspora pellucida
Lineage: Eukaryota; Fungi; Glomeromycota; Glomeromycetes; Diversisporales; Gigasporaceae
Source: the annotation of a GenBank genome assembly
AUGACAACAACGAUCCAAAUAAAUCAUCCUGCUCAAAUUCGUCAGCGUGGCAAAGUCAAGUUUUUCAACAUGCAAAAAGGCUAUGGGUUUAUCAUUCCUUGUGACCUUCCUUGUAACCUUCCAGAGUGUGAUAAAGUAGAAGGUCCAAAGGGAUUUCAAGCUGCAAACGUUAGUGGUCCGAAUGGUAUUUCUGUUAAAGGGGAUCCAAACGCACCAGGUCGACGUCCCAUGUAUACUACUAAUAAUUAUAUCGGAUUAAACCCUACCUACGGAAUACUUGAUCGACCCCUUAAAUUUCCAACUGGUAGUGAUCUGGCUACAAGCAAUGCUGGGGGUUAUGGUGCCGCUAUGGGAAUUAAUCAACCUUAUGCUUUGCAAUCGAACUACCCAGCGACACUUUAUCAGCAGGGUACUCAUUUCUCGUCUCAUCAACCUCCUUAUGCUUCGCAGUUUGCGAAUUAUGGUUCUACCUAUGCCAACAUUAAUGCACAUUCGAGUAAUGGCUCUGGUGCCACAUCACAACCUGUUCCGUUCACUCAUCAACACACUUAUACUCCCAUUAUCCCACAGUAUCCUGUUGCAAAUGGUGGUACUGCUCGUUUUGGUUCUAGUAUCACUUCUGCCGAAAAUCAAAAUAGCGGUGGGUCAUUAAAAUCAAACGAAAGACCCUUUGGGUCAAAUAAUUUUAAUAGAUUCUGA